AUGGCCCCCAUCAGUCAAAGCAAGCACAUCGGUCGAGAUAAGUUCGGGACGCAGUUCAGUCUCCUUAAAACUCAACAAUACACCGACCCUGCCGCGAGAACCGUCACGCCGACUAUUCAUCGUACAAUUUCCUGGAAUGCAUCUGGGGGUCUGAUAGCCACAGGCGCGAAUGAUAAGACUGUUCGAGUAUGGAACCCCGAACGCACGAGUCCACGAAGUCAGACCGAGCUGCGAGGACACGGACAUGCAGUUGAGAAAGUACUGUUCAACCCGGUCCGCGAGUUCGAGCUUGCAAGCUGCUCCUCCGACGGCACAGUGCGCUUCUGGGAUACUAGGAGCAAGACCUGCAUCACAAAACUAGAAGUCGGUGGAGAACCUUUCACCAUGACGUGGAGCGUCGAUGGAAGUGUUCUCAUGGUUGGAACAAAGGGCGAUGUGCUCAUUCCAGUCUCGACAAGUAUUCCCGCCUCACCGGAGAUACUGUCUCGCUAUAAACAACCGCAACAGACAAAUCAGACAACCUUCUCAAACACCUACCCUCCCUCCGAACUCCUCAUCACUCAAGGCGACGGCUCCGUAAAAAUCCUCGACUAUCCAACAUUUGCCCCGCUACAUGGCCUAGCCGCGCAUACCUCUUCGUGUACGUCCAUCGCAUAUUGUCCGAAUGGAAAGUACGUCGCAGUGGGCGGUUCAGAUGCCAUGAUAUCAUUGUGGGAUACAACCGACUGGGUCUGCCGGCGGACUUUGUCAAAUGCAAGCUCUGGCGCGAUCAAAGGCCUUAGCUGGUCAUGGGAUGGUCGAUACCUGUUAGGCGCCAGUGAAGAGAUGGGCACGGGUGGUGGGGAAGGUCUCGGUUCUGGCUUUGAGAUCUACCAUGCUGAGACUGGUGAUGUGGUACACACAAUUCCUACAGGAACAAGUGGCAUCCCAGCUGUGGCAUGGCAUCCCAACCGCUAUUGGCUCGCGUACACGCAAGUUGAGGAGACUCGACAAGGAAAAUCGAGUUUGAAAAUCAUCGGUGCUGCCGGUGGGCCAUCGAUAUGA
Exophiala bonariae is the source of this 1044-nucleotide messenger RNA. RefSeq lists its product as uncharacterized. Gene Ontology annotation, biological process: mRNA export from nucleus. The transcript is spliced from 3 exons. The record is from RefSeq and is a predicted model, not a curated record. Gene Ontology annotation, molecular function: protein binding. The coding region runs from base 1 to 1044 and encodes 347 amino acids. NCBI's taxonomy places the organism in Eukaryota, Fungi, Ascomycota, Eurotiomycetes, Chaetothyriales, Herpotrichiellaceae. Gene Ontology annotation, cellular component: THO complex part of transcription export complex.